This is a messenger RNA of Lotus japonicus, 2002 nucleotides long. Its product is annotated as probable galacturonosyltransferase-like 1. The record is from RefSeq and is a predicted model, not a curated record. The transcript has a single exon. Gene Ontology annotation, cellular component: Golgi apparatus. Gene Ontology annotation, molecular function: glycosyltransferase activity. Bases 207 to 1280 code for a protein of 357 amino acids. NCBI's taxonomy places the organism in Eukaryota, Viridiplantae, Streptophyta, Magnoliopsida, Fabales, Fabaceae.
CAUACCCCAUACUGCUUCUCUCUCUCUUCCCUCUCUCUCUCUCCUAUGCUUCUUUUUAUAAGUUUAACUUUGCUUACUCAAAGCCAUAUUUGAAAGUUGAAACCUCAAACUCCAAUUAUAAGCCACCCCCCAGAUCUCACUUCUCAACCAAUAAACUCAAAUUCAACACACACCCUUCUCAACAUAUCAACCAAUAAACACACACCAUGAAAUCCAAGCUAAAACCAGAACCUCCACAACUCUUAUCCUUUUUUCUCAUCCUCUACUUGUUCUUGCUACCAUGUUCAUCCUCCUCCACCAACAAUGCCCCAAACACCAUCACCCACCAAUUCAAAGAAGCCCCUCAAUUCUACAACUCUCCAAACUGCCCCUCCAUCAACAACAACAACAACAUGGACAGAGCUCUCUGUUAUGAGGACUCUGUUCAUGUUGCAAUGACUCUGGACACAACCUACAUAAGAGGAUCCAUGGCAGCAAUCCUCUCAGUCCUGCAACACUCUUCAUGCCCCCAAAACAUCUUCUUCCACUUUGUUUAUUCCUCUAACAAACCCCUCCUUCACUCCACCAUUGCAAAUUCCUUCCCUUACCUCAAAUUCCAAGUCUACAGCUUCGAUGACUCCAUCGUUUCAGGCCUCAUCUCCACCUCCAUUCGCUCCGCACUUGAUUGCCCUCUCAACUACGCAAGAAGCUACCUAGCAAACCUUCUUCCCCUCUGUGUACAGCGCGUGGUGUACUUGGACUCUGAUCUGAUCUUGGUUGAUGACAUAACAAAACUUUCACAAACCCCAUUAGGAAAAAACUCUGUUUUGGCAGCUCCUGAAUACUGCAAUGCUAAUUUCACCUCUUACUUCACUCCAUCUUUCUGGUCCAACCCUUCUCUUUCUCUCACUUUUGCUGACAGAAAACCUUGCUACUUCAACACCGGGGUGAUGGUGAUUGAUCUGGCGCGGUGGCGCGAGGGCGAUUACACAACAAAGAUUGAGGAGUGGAUGGAGCUGCAGAAGAGGAUGAGGAUCUAUGAGCUCGGUUCAUUGCCGCCGUUCUUGCUAGUCUUUGCCGGGAACAUUGUUCCUGUGGAUCACAGGUGGAACCAGCACGGUUUAGGAGGUGACAAUUUCCGUGGUCUUUGUAGAGAACUUCAUCCUGGUCCAGUGAGCUUGUUGCAUUGGAGUGGGAAGGGUAAACCAUGGGUUCGAUUGGAUGCUAAUAGGCCUUGUCCAUUGGAUGCACUUUGGGCACCUUAUGAUCUUUUGAAGACCCCAUUUUCUUUAGAUUCUUGAAGAAACUUUCAAAUCUGUGAAUAUUGGAUCCGGGAUAGAUAGUAUAGGACUAUCAGCAAUGCUAUAUGUUACCAAGGAAAGUUGCAAGAAAUGUUGAUGUGACAAAGUUAACUGGGUUGUCUAUAGCUACCUCUUCUUGCGUUUCUUAUCGUAACAUUUAGUAUUUUUCUAUAUUGUAUAGCUGCUAUAUGCAAAGCUCUCUCUGGUGCUUUCUACUUGGGCAAGGGAAGAAUCAGUGAACAGAACAGAGAAAACAGAACAGUCCAAUAGAUAGAGGAUGGAAGGAUAUUGGUGUUUUUGUUGAUUCAAUCAGAUUUGAAGAACUCAUCAGGGGAAAGAAAUUUGAAUGUAAGUAUAAUACACUCUUUUGAACAAAGGAAAGGUGGGAAUUGUGAAGAUGAGGAUUAAUGGGAUUUAUGAAUCUUCCAAGGGGCUGAUGGGUUGAACUGUUGAUAUUGUAACUAGCAAUAAAUUUGAAUGUAGCAAAAAGAGCUGCAUAAUUUGGAUGAUUAAUUCCAACAAAGUAUUUUUUGUUUGUACUGAUAAGAACAUAAUGGUGUUUUUGUAUAGACAUUUCAGUUUUCUUCUGUUCAGAUCCUCUUGUUGUUGACCUACCAUUUUAUUUUCUCUGUUUUUUCACUUUUCUACUUUGAUCCUCAAAUUAUGUCUUUUUGAGGCUGUAACUUUGUUCUGGUAACUAAAUUCCAAGCAAGAUUAUUCAA